Molecule: messenger RNA, 2615 nt
Organism: Leguminivora glycinivorella
Lineage: Eukaryota; Metazoa; Arthropoda; Insecta; Lepidoptera; Tortricidae
Product: gamma-aminobutyric acid receptor alpha-like
Exons: 12
Coding region: 135-1808 (557 amino acids)
Biological process (GO): chemical synaptic transmission; regulation of membrane potential; signal transduction
Cellular component (GO): membrane; neuron projection; synapse
Molecular function (GO): GABA-A receptor activity; neurotransmitter receptor activity; extracellular ligand-gated monoatomic ion channel activity
Source: RefSeq, a predicted model, not a curated record
CUCGGCGGGAUGCUGCAAGUCUCGAACAUCUGCGUCGAACGUCUCGGCUCCGCGACCCAACGCGCCCUUAAGCGAUAUAAACACGCGGCAAAAACACUUUUCAUCUUGGCAAAGUAUAGAGAAAGUUUAAAGUCAUGUUUGUGGCUGUGAUCGUUGGCGGUUUUUUGCUGUUGAGCCCGCAAGUUGACGCAAAAGGAGCGAUCUACUUGACGACUAAAAAUGGAACGUUUCCAAUAUCGCUGCCCGCAAAGUCCCACGAGGCGGCGACGCAACACUCUCCCAACAUUUUGUCCAGCGUUGACAUUAAAACUCCAGAAGCCCCAGGUUACAGCGAUUACUGGGACACCAGUGACAAAAUCCUUUCUAAUUAUUUGAACGUUACAUUCGGUGAAAUGGACACGCGCUAUAUGUGGAAAAACAAAAGAAGCAUCAACGACGCGGUUUCGAGAAACAUCACACUGGUGCUCGAGAACCUUUUGAAGAAUUAUGAGAACUCGCAGCUGCCUACUCAUGGAAAAGGUUACCCUACAGUUGUGCAAACCAAUAUAUUGAUAAGAAGUAUGGGCCCAAUAUCGGAGCUUGAUAUGGAUUACUCAAUGGACUGCUACUUCAGACAGUACUGGCGCGACACCCGACUCUCGUUCCUUGGGCCCAUCCGCUCGCUGUCGCUAUCCAUCAAGAUGCUCGAACGGAUCUGGCGUCCGGAUACCUACUUCUACAACGGCAAACAUUCCUACGUGCAUACUAUAACUGUGCCCAACAAGCUGUUGAGGAUCAGUCAGCAUGGAGAUAUAUUGUACUCGAUGAGGUUGACUAUUAAAGCUAAAUGUCCUAUGGAGCUUCGAAAUUUUCCAAUGGAUCGCCAGUCCUGCCCGCUUAUACUUGGUAGUUAUGCCUACUCCAACCAGCAGCUAGUGUACCAGUGGCAGAACUCUCAGAGUGUCAACUUCGUCCCGGGAAUGACGCUGUCACAGUUCGACCUGAUCAGCUUCCCUUACCGGAACUUCACCUUCACAAGGCGAGAAGGAGAUUUUUCCGUGCUUCAAGUGUCGUUCAACCUGCAGCGGCACACCGGGUACUUCCUCAUUCAAGUAUACGUGCCAUGUAUUCUCAUCGUUGUCCUGUCCUGGGUUUCCUUCUGGAUACAUCGCGAGGCAACUUCUGAUCGCGUAGGCUUGGGAAUCACCACUGUGCUGACCUUGUCCACCAUAAGUCUGGACUCCCGCACUGACCUGCCCAAAGUGCGAUACGCGACGGCUUUAGACUGGUUUCUACUUAUGAGCUUCUUCUACUGCAUCGCUACUCUUCUUGAAUUUGCCGGCGUCCAUUACUUUACCAAGGUGGGCUCUGGCGAGAUCGUGAUAGACGACGCGGAAUGGGAGGAGCUGAUCGAGGAGGUCGGGGGCGACGCAUUUGCCGCGCGACAACUAGCCGCUCGCCGCCGGAGCUCCGCCAGAUCCGCUGCCAACUAUAGUUUCUCCCUGCCGCAACAAAGCAACAGUCCCGCAGACGGUCCCGAACCCGUGGUCCGCUUGACCAUGGAACGCACCACGCAGACGGAAUCACGCGUACCGCGUUGGCGACAACUACUAUACUGCCUUGCCGGGGAUGACCUGUAUCGGAGGAAGCGGCAGGUCGAAGCUGGAAUGCGCGGCCACAUCAACAGCGUAUCGCACAUCGACCGCGCCGCGCGCGUCCUGUUCCCCGCUUCGUUUGCGAUACUCAACCUCUUCUACUGGCUCGUCUAUGUCUUCUCCGCUUCUGACUUCGCCUGGAGUGACAACCCUAUGAACUCGCUGUCUCAUUAAAGGACGGCGGCACGUGAACAUUUUCUGUACAAAUGCAUGAUACCCAUUUUAAUCUCUGGUUGUCUAGAUUUCUAGAGUUUAGGAUUUUAAAAAGUAAGUACUCAUAUAAAUAACGAUAUAUGUAUGUGUAAAAAAUAAAUAUGUACCUAAUGUUAGUUUAAUAUUACUAGAAAAGAGCAAAAGUUAAAAUAAAAUGAAGUUAAUCAUAGAUUUAAUGAUCAUUUUUAUUUUUAAGACCAAAUGUUUAUUAGAGAUAGUUAACCAGAAUAAGUAAUAAUCGUAGUGAUUAGUAUAAUAAUUAUGUAAUAAAAUAGAGUGUUUUUUUUUAAGUUAAUUCAAGUACCCGGCGAGGCAAGAGAGUUUUAGAAAAACUAUAAGGUCUGUCCAGACGGGACAGUUAUCGCCAAUCUGAAUAAACAAAAACAAAAAUAUCUGAUCACUAAGUAAACGCGUUUUCAUUUAUUUUAGUUAGUGUGUAGACGAACUCGACUACUGAAUUAUCUUAUGUAGUAAUAAGAGCCAAGUCGUUAAAAGUAUAUUCACAGAGAGGCAUUAAGACUCUCAAUUAAUAACAAUCCAGCGGUUGAUCAAACAGGCUAACUCUUUAAUUACCGCAGCUGUGUUGUUCAAACUCGGCGCCAUGAAUACUUAUUAGACGAAAAUUUAUAAAGCAAAACAAUUAACUUUAUCGUGGAUGUUUCAUGUUGACAUUGGCCGAUGAGUUAACGCACACAAACAAAUAUUAUCGGCCGACAACUGGCGGGGGGUCCGGCAUGCCAAAAAAUGUCGGAAGCGUCCUGCCGAUAU